This is a messenger RNA of Papaver somniferum (opium poppy), 1300 nucleotides long. Its product is annotated as ribonucleoside-diphosphate reductase small chain A-like. The coding region runs from base 152 to 1180 and encodes 342 amino acids. Lineage: Eukaryota; Viridiplantae; Streptophyta; Magnoliopsida; Ranunculales; Papaveraceae. The transcript is spliced from 9 exons. The record is from RefSeq and is a predicted model, not a curated record. Gene Ontology annotation, molecular function: oxidoreductase activity. Gene Ontology annotation, biological process: deoxyribonucleotide biosynthetic process.
CUUAACCGAAAGUGUGUGCCACGUUUCUUGUUUCAUCUUCUUUCUUCUUCCCAUUUUCUUUCCUUCCCCAAAGUUUACCGGAGUCUGUAGAACCGUCAAGGGUUUAACUAGGGUUCUCAAGAUCACUGAGAAAAAUCAAUCAAAAUCCGAGAUGGGUUCUCUAAGAGGCGGAAAUGAGAAGAAGAGAUAUUCAUCGGAAGAAGAAGAACCGAUACUGAUGGAACAAACAGAGAGAUUCUGUAUGUUUCCAAUACGAUACAAAGAGGUUUGGGAGAUGUAUAAAAAAGCCCAAGCAAGUAUUUGGACUGCUGAAGAGGUUGAUCUCUCCAGUGAUGUUUCACAUUGGGAAACUUUGUCAGAUUCUGAGAAACACUUUAUAAGUCAUGUACUGGCUUUCUUUGCUGCUUCUGAUGGUAUUGUGUUGGAGAAUUUGGCUGCCAGGUUUCUUAAUGAUAUUCAAAUACCAGAGGCAAGAGCGUUUUAUGGGUUUCAAAUUGCCAUGGAAAAUGUUCAUUCAGAGAUGUAUAGUUUACUCUUGGAGACUUACAUUAAGGAUUCGAGGGAGAAGCAUAGAUUGUUUAAUGCUGUUGAAAACAUACCCUGUGUUACAAGGAAGGCAAAGUGGGCAUUGAAUUGGAUUCAAAGUGGUAGGUCAUUUGCGGAGCGACUCGUUGCUUUCUCCUGUGUUGAAGGAAUUUUCUUCUCAGGAAGCUUUUGUGCUAUUUUCUGGUUAAAGAAGAGGGGACUGAUGCCUGGAUUAACCUUCUCCAAUGAACUUAUUUCGAGGGAUGAGGGCCUCCACUGCGACUUUGCUUGUCUUCUAUACAGCUUGUUAAAGAAGCCAUUAAAUUGGCAAUUGGUGCAUCAAGUUGUGCAUGAAGCGGUGGAAAUUGAGACAGAAUUUGUUUGUGAUGCCCUACCUUGUGCAUUGAUCGGCAUGAACUCUGAUCUAAUGAGCCAGUACAUUAAGUUUGUGGCAGAUCGUCUUCUGGUUUCCUUAGGGUGUCAGAGGAAAUAUAAUGUGGAAAACCCAUUCGACUGGAUGGAGUUCAUUUCUUUGCAAGGUAAAGCUAAUUUUUUUGAGAGAAGAGUGGGAGAUUAUCAGAAAGCUUCUGUUAUGUCCAAUUUACAAGAUGGGGGUGAAGCAAAUUACGUCUUCAAACUAGAUGCAGAUUUCUAAUUCUGAAAUGACAACAAUAUGUUGUUUUGUGAUAAACAUAGAUCUAUGAUCUUUAUGCAUAUACCAAAUCCUACCCUACAAUUCUAUUAAUGUUAUUUUUUGUAUUUAAAGGUUUUUUUA